Molecule: messenger RNA, 459 nt
Organism: Coniosporium apollinis CBS 100218
Lineage: Eukaryota; Fungi; Ascomycota; Dothideomycetes
Exons: 2
Coding region: 1-459 (152 amino acids)
Molecular function (GO): carbon-sulfur lyase activity
Source: RefSeq, a predicted model, not a curated record
AUGCCAACAGGAAGCUGCCUAUGCAAGAACCUCCAGUACGAGUACACCGGCGAAGGGCAUGUGAUAAUAUGCCACUGCCUCCCCUGCCGCCGCCUCUCCGGUUCCGCCUUCAGCACCAACAUCCUCCUCCCGCGCUCUUCCUUCCACCUCACCUCCGGGACCCCAAAAACGAUCUCCCGCCCCGGCGACAGCGGGCUCGACGUAACCCUAAACUUCUGCCCUGAGUGCGGGCACACCAUCUUCGUAACAGGUGAGGGCGCAGGGCUAAGGGGUAGCGUUGUCGUCAAGGCGGGCACCCUGGAUGAUCCGGAGCUGCUAGAUAAAUUAAUCCCGGCGGAGGAGAUCUAUACGGAGCACAAGGUCAGUUGGAUGCAGACGGAGCGGAAGGUGAAGAGGCCGGGGGAGAAUAGUGGUCCCAUGGGCGCGGUUCUUGCGGCUACGCUUAUGUUGUUGGGGUGA